GCCACGCAUUGUCUGCCCCCCGCCCUCCCUCAGCUUGUCAGGAAGCAAGCUGAUUGGUCGAGGCCUAGCAAAGAGUGCCCGGGGAUCCAAAACUGCAGGCCGCACUUAGCUUACCGUCAAAAAUAAACCAAAAACAAUAAUAGACGAAACAGAGGAGGGGGAGAAACACCAAAAGAGUCCGAAGACGACGUUAUCAGAGGGAUCGAUUGCAUUGGUGGGAAGAAGCACGUUUAAAUGCUGUUUUUAUUUUAAGGUUCUGCGCAUCAAAUGUGAAGUUUUCAGGCAGUUUUCUUUUUCUCCGGCUUAAACAUGGACCAAGGAGGGGGUGUGUUGGAGUUACACACACAGGAGCUGAAGAUGCCCCACGCUAUGAUCAUGCAAGACUUUGUUGCAGGGAUGGGUGGCUUGGCACACAUCGACGGUGAUCACAUUGUGGUGUCCGUGCCCGAGGGCAUGCUUCUUUCUGACGUGAUGACGGACGAGGGCAUCCUCCUGGAGCACGGCUUGGAGGUUGAGGGCCUGGAGACUCGGGUCGUCGAAGGCCUGGAAACCGAAGUUGUCGAAGGUUUACACACAGAUGUGGAGGGUCUGGAGGCAGAGGUGGUUGACGGGCUACAGACACAAGUGGUGGAGCUGGAGGCGCAGGUUGUGGAAGGCCUAGACGGAGAAGUCGAGGUGGAGGGUCUGGAGGCACAUGUGGUCGAGGGACUGGAAUCUGAAGUUGAUGUGGAGGACCUGGAAGCUCAAAUUGUUGAGGGCCUUGAGGAGGAAGUGGAAGUGGAAGGCUUGGAAGCAGAAGUUGUAGAGGGUCUGGAGGUGGAUGUAGAAAGCCUGCAUUCUCAGGACGUGGACGGUCACGAAAUAGGCAAUGAGGACAUGGUGCACUCGGAGCAUAGUGUGAUCAUGCCGGACAACAUCCUGGGAACGGAGGUUGCAAUAGAGGCGGCUUUGGAACACCACCAUGUGCUGACCUCUGACCUUAUCCAAGAUGCCGACCACCAUGACGACAUGUCAGACCAGGUGUUUGUAGCAGAGCUUCUUUCGGACCAUCAGGAUAACACUCUGGAUCACCAACUUGUAGCAGAGGGCUUGAUGGUGACAGAGGCCAAUGCAGAGACCAUCAUUCACCAGCAGCUUCCAUCUGAGGCUGUUCCCCUGCAGAUGGAUGAGGAUGACGACGGGAGAAGCAGCUCCGAAGAUUACCUCAUGAUCUCCCUGGAUGAGGUGGGAGAAAAGCUGGACAUAGGAGACACCCCUCUCGAGAUUAGCACUGAGGUGAUGGAAGACAAGGAGUGCAAAGAAGACGCCGCCGCGGAAGUCAUCAAAGUCUACAUUUUCAAAGCUGAGGCAGAUGAUGAUUUGGGUGGAACAGAGGUGAUAACUGAGGACGAUUACCAAAAUGGCCACCCUGACCUUGAAGCAGCCUCAUCUGGAAGACUCGGGGUUGGCCGUGACAAGAUGGUCUACAUGGCAGUCAAGAAACAGCCCAAAAUCGAAGAGGAUGACGACGAGGACAGCGAUGAGGAUGAUGAUGACAUAAGUAAGACUAUAGAUGAGGUCAAGAAUGGUGCGGCGACAUCAUUUCUACAAAUCAGAGAAGGUUUGCCGACGAACCGUGGCCUCAAACCCAAAGCCAAGAAAAAGAAGAAAGGGGACGUUCGGCAGUGUCAGACUGCUGUCAUCAUCGGGCCGGAUGGCAUGCCCCUGACAGUCUACCCGUGCCACAUAUGUGGAAAGAAGUUCCGCUCACGAGGCUUCCUCAAAUGCCACAUGAAAAACCACCCGGACCACCUCCUCAAGAAGAAGUACCAGUGUACAGACUGCGACUUCACCACCAACAAGAAGAUCAGUUUCCACAACCAUUUGGAGAGUCACAAGCUGCUAAGCCACAACAGCGAGCGCUCACCGGAAUACACAGAGUACGCCCGGCGCUAUCACGAGUCCAGCCCGUUGGGCUCUGACAAACUAAUCGUCAAGGACCGCGAGCCCAAGCUGCAUCACUGUAAGUACUGUGACUAUGAGACGGCAGAGCAGGGCUUGCUCAAUCGCCACCUGCUGGCCGUGCACAGUAAGAACUUUGCUCACGUGUGCGUCGAGUGCGCCAAAGGCUUUCGCCACCCGUCCGAGCUGAAGAAACACAUGCGGACCCACACGGGCGAGAAGCCUUAUCACUGUCCGCACUGCGAGUUCCGCUGCGCAGAUCAGUCCAACCUAAAGACUCACAUCAAGAGCAAGCACGGCGCGGAUCUGCCUUUCAAGUGCAGCCACUGCCCACAGGCGUACGCAGAUGCGCGAGAACUCCAGCGUCACAUCGAGAUGGUGCAAGGCCACAAGACGCACCAGUGCCCGCACUGCGAGCACAAGAGCACCAACUCCAGUGACCUGAAACGACACAUCAUCUCUGUGCACACCAAGGACUUCCCCCACCAGUGUGACGUGUGCGAGAAAGGCUUUCACAGGCCUUCGGAGUUGAAGAAGCACGCCGAGACGCACAAGGGCAGCAAGGUGCACCAGUGCCGGCACUGUAACUUCAACGCCCCCGACACGUUCACCCUGAGUCGCCAUAUUCUUUCCCUGCACACCAAGGAACUUCCGUUUAAGUGCAAGCGGUGCCGUCGGGGCUUUCGGCAGCCGGCGGAGCUGAAGAAGCACAUGAAGACGCACAGCGGUAGGAAGGUUUAUCAGUGCCAGUAUUGUGAAUACAACAGUACGGACGCUUCUGGCUUCAAGCGCCACGUCAUCUCCAUUCACACCAAGGACUACCCCCACCGCUGCGACUUCUGCACCAAGGGCUUUAGGAGGCCUUCAGAGAAGAGCCAGCACAUGCAUAGACACCACAAAGACAUGUUAAUGUAAUGUCAUCACACUUAAAGAUCAACCCAAACCUGCCCCCCGUCAAUCUGUGUCACACACUUGGAGGUAAUUUUAGUGUAUUAAAAAUUCAAUGGUGUAGGCUAUCGAAGGCAACAACAUUAUAUUUGCCGUUCUGUGUUGUAAUGGGUGUAAAGCUCCUUCUCCUAAUGCCAGAACACAUUUUAGAUGGGAGUGAAAUCUUUAAAAAAUAUAUAUAUAUGACAAAAAAAUAUAUAUGACAGUGUGCACUGAGUGGGACAAGUGUAAAUUUUUUUCCCCCCCAAAAAAAAAAAAAAAUCACGUACGAACUUGUAUUCAGGUUUUCAAAUGUCUAUAUUUUUAUACCCACUCAGCUGAAAUGCUGCAGGAGAAUAACUGUGUUGGUAGAUAGAAAAUGCCGGUCCAUGAGCAUCAGUUCAGUUUUCCUCUGUACUACCGACUAGUAUCUUUAUUAAUCGGUUUUUAACUCACCAUUUGUUUUCACUGCUAUGUGUUGCACCAUUCUCAAGCUCCAAGAAAGCCUUUUAGUGAUGUUGAAAUACAGGACGCACCUUAGUUCACCGUUUUAUUCCCACCUUUUUACAUUUCCCUCACAUGAAUAUUGUUUGAUGGCCACAAUCUGUUCAAAAUCUAUGAAACGCUCAGUCGGGGUUUCAGGACUGAUCGGCUCAGUCGGGUCAAACAAAACAUGAUUAGGAUGGUGCUACAUAAUGACAGUUUUUGAAUUGGCAAAAUCUCUUUGCUUCGUAAUCGCUAACCACUUGGUGGUUUCCCGUGACCAAUAUAUAUCGUGUAUGAUGUUACCUAUGACACAGGGGUGCCCAGCUAACAAUACAGUUGCAAUCAUGCCUUACAUCUGCUGGUCUUUCUCACUUAAGCACUGAUGGACUCAGCCAAUCCGAUUUUUUAUUAUUAUUUUUUUUUAAACUCAACAUACUGUAUCAAUACCAUUCUCUCAGAGAUUGCGGUUGAGUCAGUAGAAGGCACUUUAAUAACUUGUAUUUUUUUGUAUUUGAAUUACAUGUAUGGGGUUUAUGCAUGUAUAUGGGUAUAUAUACAUAUAAACCCUGCAUAAAUGAUUACACAGCCUUGUGAGUGGCUAAAUGUUAUCUAUAGCAAGUGGGCACAAUACAGUUGUGGAAAGUGGUGGGUGAAACCAUUUAUUGUUCUGUUCCAUGGCGAAGUGUUUGGGUUUUGUGUUUGGUUUGUGCUCACUAACAAGUUUCCCCAGACCCUCAUCCUGCAGUCCUCCGUGUAAACCUAGCCCAAUCCCACAUUUGGAGUUAUACUCUUGUCAGUGGUCAUCAUAAUGGCAUUAGUCUAUAAAGUAUGCACAUAAGCUGUCUCCAUAAAAUUGUGGUAUAUACUCAAAUCCCUGCAUUUCAUGUACCAUCGUCUAUAUUUCCUUUCAAACUGAUUGUGGAUAAACUACUGCUGGGGAAGAAACCAAAAUAAACAAAAAUAUCUUUUUA
This is a messenger RNA of Hippocampus comes (tiger tail seahorse), 4325 nucleotides long. It is a transcript of the gene znf711, whose product is annotated as zinc finger protein 711. The record is from RefSeq and is a predicted model, not a curated record. Gene Ontology annotation, biological process: regulation of transcription by RNA polymerase II. NCBI's taxonomy places the organism in Eukaryota, Metazoa, Chordata, Actinopteri, Syngnathiformes, Syngnathidae. The transcript is spliced from 8 exons. Bases 310 to 2856 code for a protein of 848 amino acids. Gene Ontology annotation, molecular function: DNA-binding transcription activator activity, RNA polymerase II-specific; metal ion binding; RNA polymerase II cis-regulatory region sequence-specific DNA binding. Gene Ontology annotation, cellular component: nucleus.